Molecule: messenger RNA, 687 nt
Organism: Miscanthus lutarioriparius
Lineage: Eukaryota; Viridiplantae; Streptophyta; Magnoliopsida; Poales; Poaceae
Source: the annotation of a GenBank genome assembly
AUGGCCGCGGCACGCCCUCGCGCCUGCACGGGCACCUCGCCCUGCCCUUGCUCAAACACCGCCGAACACCCGUUGCGAGGAGUCGUGCCCGUCGCCGUGCCUCGUCUCCGCCGGACGCCGCCACGCCGAAGGAUCCGCCUGCUCCUCUUCAACGACGGCCGCAGCACGCCGAAGCCCACACCAGCGCCUGCAAGAACCAGUCGAUCUCCCCACGCCGGACCUGCAUCUUGCCCCAUCGUCGCCGGCCACACCCUUUGGCCAGCUGAUCAGAGCCGAGAAGAAGUCCUCUGCGUCGGCCGCUCCCACCUCGCCUCGCUGCAGCCACCGCUGCCUCGGGUGGCGCCGUCCCGUCCCCGUCCGUGUCCAUCUCCCGCGUGGCGCCACACCGUGGCGAGGUCAACCCCGCGCUGCAUGCCGCAGCGUUCCUAUACGGUGGCCACCAAAACGUGCGUCGACGAGGUGCACGUGUACCAUCUCGGCGAUGGCGACGGCAGCGGGAAGAGCGGCGCCGAUGUUGUGCUCAGGGGGCAUGAGGCGGAGGGUUAUGGCUUGUCAUGGAGCCCGAUGAAGGAGGGGUGGCUGCUGAGCGGCUCGUAUGAUAAGAAGAUUUGCUUGUGGGAUCUCUCCUCUGGGAGUGGAGCUCCUGUUCUGGAUGCACAACAGGUGUUUGAGGUCAACUGGAGGUGA